Molecule: messenger RNA, 918 nt
Organism: Arvicola amphibius (Eurasian water vole)
Lineage: Eukaryota; Metazoa; Chordata; Mammalia; Rodentia; Cricetidae
Gene: Cimap1c
Product: outer dense fiber of sperm tails 3 like 1
Exons: 5
Coding region: 1-918 (305 amino acids)
Cellular component (GO): cytoskeleton
Source: RefSeq, a predicted model, not a curated record
AUGGGAAGCUGCUGCUGGGGACAUCAGUGUGAGCCCUUUUUUGCUCUCUGUUUGCCUUUCACUCUCUCAUGUUUCCUCCCAGCCUUCACCAUGAAACUCCCCAAGGGGGCCAGGAACUGUGUGUUCUACGCACAGCACCCAGAGAAGAGGGAAGAGGUGCCCUCAUGGAAGGAAAUAAAGCAGACCCCUGUUGUCAUGGCCACAAUCAAAGGUCCAGGGCCUGCCAAGUACCUCCGGCCAUCCUGUACCGGCUACAUAGCCCACGACACCUCCAUGUUUCAGGAGCCAGCUUACAGCCUGCACAGGCGGCACACUGAGAAACGGAUCGUAGACAUAUGCAGCCCUGGGCCUUGCUAUUUCUUGGAUCCUAAAGCAACUCGUUUUGGAAUAUCUACCUGUCCUCAGGUCCCCAUGGAGGAGCGCAUCUCCAACCUACGCCUAAGCACCACCCCAGCCCCCUGCCACUACAACCUUGAGAAGACUCGCCCCCCUGGUGAACGUACGGCUCCCCAGUACACGUUUGGCUACCGGUGUCCAUACAGAGUGAUGGAUCCCAACCCGGCCUCCAACAAGUACCAGCUGCCACUCUCGCUGGGGCCCAACACCCCUGUCUUACCAUCUGCCCCCUGCUAUAGUCUGGGUUCCUCAAGCAAGAAUUGGUUCUACAAAGAGGAUAUAGCAGGAGGCCCUGGACCUGCUAUGCAUGCCCGACCUGAGCCGUCCGUCUACCAGAACCGCAGCCCCGUGUAUAGCGUGGCCAAGCGCUUUGCCUAUCCACUGGACCACACACUUCGGCCUGGCCCUGGCUCCCACAAUGUCCAGCCGGUCACUGUGCACAAGCCCCGCAUACCUGCCUUCACCAUGGGCAUCAAACACUCGCCCCACUUGUGCCCACUGAUUGUGGACAUUCUCGACUGA